Messenger RNA from Eutrema salsugineum, 1993 nucleotides. Its product is annotated as tetratricopeptide repeat protein 38. The record is from RefSeq and is a predicted model, not a curated record. The coding region runs from base 154 to 1557 and encodes 467 amino acids. The transcript is spliced from 14 exons. Lineage: Eukaryota; Viridiplantae; Streptophyta; Magnoliopsida; Brassicales; Brassicaceae. Gene Ontology annotation, molecular function: protein binding.
GAUGACGACAAGGAAAAUGCAAAUCACGCUGUCUCCUUCAUCUUUCGAUUGUCUUUCUCACAAACUAUCUUUGAACCCAGAAGAAAGACGAAACUGUUCGAGUAGAAAGCGGCAAGUUUUCAGGUAGAAGAAGCUCUGUCUUUUUGUUUUGAAAUGGAGAAGAUACUGAGAUGUGUCCGGUGGGGUUAUGAGGUUAAUGCCUCUUCCGAUGAUUGUAUCGACGCAAUCGACUCCUAUUUUCAACAGGUUCUUAGUUAUGGGAGGAAUAGGAAAGUGAUUCUAGAAGCACCAUUCUACGACAAAGAUUGUGUUUUGGGCAAUAUUUUAGCUGCUCAUUAUCUUUUUUCAUCUCAACCUUCCAGAGCUAAUUCAUACGUUGAAGCUGCGGCAUCCAGUCUUGAACAAUCUACACCUUAUGAGAAAGCAGUUUUCGAGGCUAUUAGUUACCUGAUCUCCGAGGACAGGGAUGACGACUUGGCUUUUGAAAUGCACACCGAGCUACUUAAAAAAUUCCCUAAGGAUCUGGUGUCUCUGAAGAGAGCACAGCUUUUAUGUUUCUACAUGGGUCAACCUGAUCCUUUUCUGGGUCUUGUUCAGCAGGUUUUAGUUGCGAAUCAAGAAGAAAGUUACAUACACGGUAUGCUUGCGUUCCCAUUGUUAGAACUAGGUCGAAUGGAAGAAGCUGCAGCAGCUUCCAGAAAAGGCUAUGAGAUAAACAAAGAAGACGCCUGGGCACAUCACUGUAUGUGUCAUGUUCUUCAACAUGAAUGUCGGUUUAAAGAAGCAGUAGAGUUCAUGGAAGGGCUCGCCGGAUCUUGGCCUUCUUGCUCAUCCUUCAUGUAUACACACAAUUGGUGGCAUGUUGCUCUUUGUUACUUGGAAGGAGGGUCACCAAUGAGUAAAGUAGAGGAGAUUUAUGAUUAUCACAUCUGGAAAGAAUUGGAGAGAGACGACGCUGUUCCUCCCGAAGUUUAUCUUAAUGCUCUGGGCUUGUUGUUGCGUUUGGAUGUAAGAGAUGCUCUUGAUGGGUUUGAAGACCGUCUGAAAAUCCUUGCAGUUCGUUUAACUGAUCAGGUAAAUUGGUAUUUGGAAUGGCAUCUUGAUAUAAUGAUAGUUUGGGCAUUAGCAAAGGUUGGAGAGACUUCAAGAGCUCAUGAAUUACUUGAGGGUCUGAAAUUCCGAUUAUCGAAGAUGAACAAGAAGAAACAACAAGUGAUGCAAAAAGGGAUUCAGCUGGGAGAAGCUGUUUAUGAAUACGCAAGGGGUAACUACAAAAAGUCUCUAGAACUACUUGGUUCAGAUUUUAACGCCAUUGGUUACAAGAUCAUCGGGGCAUCAGAUGAACAGAUAGAUGUUUUCAACGAGAUGUUGUGCCAGCUGUUGCUAAACACAGGCCAAUCUUCCACUGCCAAAGAAGUGAUCAGAGAGAGGAUAAAGGUCAGAGAUGGUGUUCCUUUCAUGUGGCGUUUGCUGGAGAAGAGUUACGCCAUGGAAGGCAAUGCAGAGGCUGGGAGUGCAGGAGAGAGAGCUAAGAAGCUGGAAUCUUGUUAUUUCUAAUUCUGCUUCUAAAUAUAAUAAGUCAAAAUGUUUACAUGUGUUUGAAAUUGGAGUAGAAUCCUUUGAGAACUGGUGUGUGUACUACUACUUCAUGUUUUAUAGUAAAAGCAAAGUAUUUAUUUUUCCUUAUAUUCUUCUACUUAAUCUCACGUUUUUCCGAUUAUCAUAUUUUCCAUAUCUUACUUUUCUAUAAUUUUCUUUAUUAAAAACUGACCUAAGCUUUUGUGUGUUUUAUUAUUGUCAUUGUUUCUGAAACGUCCGCUUCAAGGAACUAUCAGAAAUCAACCUCUCCAUGUCUGAAGCAGAGAAGAAGAAGAUUGCUACGGAGAUGGAGCGUAAACUGAAAAACGAAGAGAAGGCUAGAGAAAAAGAGAUGAGGAGGCAAAAGGCAUUGGAGAAAGCAAAGCUCGGAGAAAUAAAGGCGGCAAAACCUAAA